CGGAAGUGCUCUGACGUCACUUCCGCCGCGUUCGGGCGCCAAGAUGGACGUUGCGCAGGCCCGCGAGCAGCUGCGGCGGCGGUACCUGCUGCCGCGGGACGCCGAGGCCCGGCUGGACCGCGAGGGCGACGCGGCGCGGGGAAUUUCUACAGCUGUCGAGAAAAGGGAGAAACCUCUUCCAAGACUUAAUAUCCAUUCUGGGUUCUGGAUUUUGGCAUCCAUUAUUGUGACCUAUUAUGUUGAUUUCUUUAAAACCCUUAAAGAAAACUUUCACACUAGUGGCUGGUUUCUCUUUGGCGGGGCCUUGUUGCUUGUGAGCUUGUCAAUUGCGUUUUACUGCAUAGUCUACCUGGAGUGGUAUCGUGGAAUUGAAGAGUAUGAUGUCAAGUAUCCAACACUGAUACCUGUUACAACUGUGAGUUUUAUCGCAGCAGGAAUUUGCUUCAACGUUGCUUUAUGGAACGUGUGGUCAUUUUUCACUCCAUUUUUAUUGUUUACCCAGUUUAUGGGAGUCGUAAUGUUCAUCUCACUCCUUGGAUGACUUCGGAAGAUCUGAGGACAUGGAAAUUUAAAGUGAAUAGUUAGAUGCCCAGCUUGCCGGUGGAUAGUGGGAAGGUCUGCAGUGUGUCCUCGUUCCUGCCAAGCAGGUGGGCUGCUGGAAAAAGCUAUAACUUGGGCUCUCUGUUGUUCAAAGCAGAAUAAAUUAUCUUUCACUUGCAUAUUCUCAGACUCUAGUGAUGACUGAAUUUUUAAGUCUGUUUUAUUAGAAAGUAACUGUUUUGCAAUGUUAAUCUGUUUGAAUCUUUGGAUGUGCUCCCAGUAUUUUAAAUAAACUCUCCUGAAUUUAAGAGAUAGCAGUUCAUUGUAUCAAG
This is a messenger RNA of Sciurus carolinensis (gray squirrel), 872 nucleotides long. RefSeq names its product transmembrane protein 128 (gene Tmem128). The coding region runs from base 44 to 541 and encodes 165 amino acids. The record is from RefSeq and is a predicted model, not a curated record. The transcript is spliced from 5 exons. Lineage: Eukaryota; Metazoa; Chordata; Mammalia; Rodentia; Sciuridae.